Messenger RNA from Pipistrellus nathusii (Nathusius's pipistrelle), 1923 nucleotides. Lineage: Eukaryota; Metazoa; Chordata; Mammalia; Chiroptera; Vespertilionidae. The record is from the annotation of a GenBank genome assembly.
AUGUUGAACAAGAUGACCUUACAUCCACAGCAGAUAAUGAUAGGUCCUAGGUUUAACAGGGCCCUAUUUGACCCCCUGCUUGUGGUGCUGCUGGCUCUUCAACUUCUGGUGGUGGCUGGUCUGGUGCGGGCUCAAACCUGCCCCUCCGUCUGCUCCUGCAGCAACCAGUUCAGCAAAGUGAUUUGCGUUCGGAAAAACCUACGCGAAGUACCCGAUGGCAUUUCCACCAACACUCGGCUGCUGAACCUCCAUGAGAACCAAAUCCAGAUCAUCAAAGUGAACAGCUUCAAGCACUUGAGGCACCUGGAAAUCCUACAGUUGAGUAGGAAUCACAUUCGAACCAUUGAGAUCGGGGCUUUCAAUGGUCUGGCGAACCUCAACACCCUGGAACUCUUUGAUAAUCGUCUUACCACCAUCCCGAAUGGAGCUUUUGUAUAUUUGUCUAAACUGAAGGAGCUCUGGUUGCGAAACAACCCCAUCGAAAGCAUCCCUUCUUAUGCUUUUAACAGAAUCCCUUCUUUGCGCCGGCUAGACUUGGGCGAAUUGAAAAGGCUUUCGUACAUCUCAGAAGGUGCCUUUGAAGGUCUGUCCAACUUGAGGUAUUUGAACCUGGCCAUGUGCAACCUCCGGGAGAUCCCUAACCUCACACCACUCAUAAAACUGGAUGAGCUAGAUCUUUCUGGGAAUCAUUUGUCUGCCAUCAGGCCGGGCUCUUUCCAGGGGUUGAUGCACCUUCAAAAACUGUGGAUGAUACAGUCCCAGAUUCAGGUGAUUGAACGGAAUGCCUUUGAUAACCUUCAGUCACUGGUGGAAAUCAACCUGGCACACAAUAAUCUAACGUUACUGCCUCAUGACCUCUUCACACCCUUGCAUCACCUAGAGCGGAUUCACUUACAUCACAACCCGUGGAACUGUAACUGUGACAUCCUUUGGCUCAGCUGGUGGAUAAAAGACAUGGCACCCUCUAACACAGCUUGCUGUGCCCGGUGUAACACUCCUCCCAAUCUGAAAGGGAGGUACAUUGGGGAGCUGGACCAGAAUUAUUUCACAUGUUAUGCUCCUGUGAUUGUGGAGCCCCCAGCAGACCUCAAUGUCACCGAAGGCAUGGCAGCUGAGCUCAAAUGUCGGGCCUCCACAUCCCUGACCUCCGUAUCUUGGAUCACCCCAAAUGGAACGGUCAUGACACAUGGGGCAUACAAAGUGAGGAUAGCUGUGCUCAGCGAUGGCACAUUAAAUUUCACAAAUGUAACCGUGCAAGAUACAGGCAUGUACACAUGUAUGGUGAGCAAUUCUGUUGGAAAUACCACUGCUUCAGCCACCCUGAAUGUUACUGCAGCAGCCACCACUCCUUUUACUUACUUUUCGACUGUCACAGUCGAGACUAUGGAACCUUCUCAGGAUGAGGCACGGACCACAGACAACAAUGUAGGUCCCACUCCAGCGAUUGACUGGGAAACCACCAAUGUAACCACCUCUCUCAUGCCACAGAGCACAAGGUCAACAGAAAAAGCAUUCACCAUCCCAGUGACUGAUAUGAACAGUGGGAUCCCAGGAAUUGAUGAGGUCAUGAAGACUACCAAAAUCAUCAUUGGCUGUUUUGUGGCCAUCACACUCAUGGCUGCAGUGAUGCUGGUCAUUUUCUACAAGAUGAGGAAGCAGCACCAUAGGCAAAACCAUCAUGCCCCCACAAGAACUGUUGAGAUCAUUAAUGUGGAUGAUGAGAUUACAGGAGACACACCCAUGGAAAGCCACCUGCCCAUGCCUGCUAUCGAGCAUGAGCACAUAAAUCACUAUAACUCUUACAAAUCUCCCUUCAACCACACAACAACAGUUAAUACAAUAAAUUCAAUACACAGUUCAGUGCAUGAACCGUUAUUGAUCCGAAUGAACUCGAAAGACAAUGUACAAGAGACUCAGAUCUAA